UAUGUAGUUUUUAUUCACAACGAGCACAAAAUGAACAAACAAAAGAUUAGCAUACAUUCUUUUCUUUUUGUGGUUUAUUUACAUUUAGUUCACUGUGGAAUAAUUUUAGAUGAAGUGAACAGUGACAUUAACAAAGUGGGCGAAGGCAUAGACUGUGCCUUCCAAGGAAUUGGAACGUUUUUGGGGAUUGAGAAAGAGAAUCCAUGUGAAAAAAGAACUGACCAACACCUAGGACAAAGAGAAAAUCAACAAGGUUCGGAGCAAGGAGGCUAUAAUAAAAACGGUUUACAGCAAAGUACAUUCGAUCAAGUGGGAAAUGCAGAUUUGUCUGGUUCGAAUGGUUAUGGACCAAUGCCUCUCAAACCAACAAAGACCAGUGAGCAUAAUGACAAAAAUAGACUCGAUAUGAGAUAUGCAAGUGGAUCAAGUUCUAUCACAGAAACAACUACUAAAAAGGAUGGAAGACGAGUUAUCUCUGCUCAUUCUAAUUGUGAACCCGGAUACGUUGCAGAUUCUUUAGGACGUUGCAGGGAGCAAUAUUAAUAGAAUCUCCAUCAUGAUUGAUUUAUAAAUAUCAAUUACAACAUAAUUCCAUUGUGCAAUUCAUAAAUCAUAAAAUAGAAAUUGGAAUACACUCCAAGAAUAUUCAACAAAAAUAUAAAAUAUUGCUGUCAGUGAAGCAUUUCUUCUGAAAAACAAAUUCAUUCAGAUAUCACUACCUACUUCUUUCAUCGACUGUUGAAAAUUACAGAUUUCAAUUAAUCAAAAUUGAACAUUUUUCAGAAUAUAUUUUGGAUCAAGAAAGUCCAAAUAUGAAAAUUCAUUGUUGAUUAUAUGAUUCAUUUCCAAAAAUAUAACAUCCUCGAGUAACUAAAUUUUUAUGAAAUAUAGUGAAAAUCAUACACAAUGGUUAAUUUUCACAGAAUACUGUAAAUUCUCAUAAUGAACUUUACCUACAUUGAGUUUGAACGAGAGGAUGUGUUUUCAAAAUUCAAUUUCAUGAUUUGUAGUAGGUUUUUUAUUCAGAGUUUUUGAUAUUUUGACUGAAAAAAUUUAAGGAUCGAUUCUUGACCUAGAUGGAUUAAUACGCUAUAGAUAAAGAUUUUGUACCUACUUCUAUGUAUAGAGCUAUUUUAGUCUUAUAAUGCUUUUAUAUGCUCAAUAAAUUGCAUAAGACUGAUGAA
Molecule: messenger RNA, 1184 nt
Organism: Harmonia axyridis
Lineage: Eukaryota; Metazoa; Arthropoda; Insecta; Coleoptera; Coccinellidae
Exons: 2
Coding region: 31-543 (170 amino acids)
Source: RefSeq, a predicted model, not a curated record